This is a messenger RNA of Neofelis nebulosa (Clouded leopard), 2023 nucleotides long. RefSeq lists its product as uncharacterized. NCBI's taxonomy places the organism in Eukaryota, Metazoa, Chordata, Mammalia, Carnivora, Felidae. Bases 58 to 1902 code for a protein of 614 amino acids. The transcript has 28 exons. The record is from RefSeq and is a predicted model, not a curated record.
CCUGACGAUUCAUGGUCUACCUCAUCUAGCGAAGACUUAGAUUUUGGUACCAAGAGUAUGUCUGAGAAGCCCAACAUAUAUGUUCCUCAUGUCUCUGGAGCUGUGGAUCAGAAAGGGCAAAGUAUAUUAAAUGGACAAGUAGAAGGAGCAGAUAAGAAUGCUGAGGAAGAUUCUAGAGCCAGGCUUUCUGACAAACCUGGUCCUGACGAUUCAUGGUCUACCUCAUCUAGCGAAGACUUAGAUUUUGGUACCAAGAGUAUGUCUGAGAAGCCCAACAAAUAUGUCCCUCAUGUCUCUGGAGCUGUGGAUCAGAAAGGGCAAAGUAUAUUAAAUGGACAAGUAGAAGGAGCAGAUAAGAAUGCUGAGGAAGAUUCUAGAGCCAGGCUUUCUGACAAACCUGGUCCUGACGAUUCAUGGUCUACCUCAUCUAGCGAAGACUUAGAUUUUGGUACCAAGAGUAUGUCUGAGAAGCCCAACAAAUAUGUCCCUCAUGUCUCUGGAGCUGUGGAUCAGAAAGGGCAAAGUAUAUUAAAUGGACAAGUAGAAGGAGCAGAUAAGAAUGCUGAGGAAGAUUCUAGAGCCAGGCUUUCUGACAAACCUGGUCCUGACGAUUCAUGGUCUACCUCAUCUAGCGAAGACUUAGAUUUUGGUACCAAGAGUAUGUCUGAGAAGCCCAACAAAUAUGUCCCUCAUGUCUCUGGAGCUGUGGAUCAGAAAGGGCAAAGUAUAUUAAAUGGACAAGUAGAAGGAGCAGAUAAGAAUGCUGAGGAAGAUUCUAGAGCCAGGCUUUCUGACAAACCUGGUCCUGACGAUUCAUGGUCUACCUCAUCUAGCGAAGACUUAGAUUUUGGUACCAAGAGUAUGUCUGAGAAGCCCAACAAAUAUGUCCCUCAUGUCUCUGGAGCUGUGGAUCAGAAAGGGCAAAGUAUAUUAAAUGGACAAGUAGAAGGAGCAGAUAAGAAUGCUGAGGAAGAUUCUAGAGCCAGGCUUUCUGACAAACCUGGUCCUGACGAUUCAUGGUCUACCUCAUCUAGCGAAGACUUAGAUUUUGGUACCAAGAGUAUGUCUGAGAAGCCCAACAAAUAUGUCCCUCAUGUCUCUGGAGCUGUGGAUCAGAAAGGGCAAAGUAUAUUAAAUGGACAAGUAGAAGGAGCAGAUAAGAAUGCUGAGGAAGAUUCUAGAGCCAGGCUUUCUGACAAACCUGGUCCUGACGAUUCAUGGUCUACCUCAUCUAGCGAAGACUUAGAUUUUGGUACCAAGAGUAUGUCUGAGAAGCCCAACAAAUAUGUCCCUCAUGUCUCUGGAGCUGUGGAUCAGAAAGGGCAAAGUAUAUUAAAUGGACAAGUAGAAGGAGCAGAUAAGAAUGCUGAGGAAGAUUCUAGAGCCAGGCUUUCUGACAAACCUGGUCCUGACGAUUCAUGGUCUACCUCAUCUAGCGAAGACUUAGAUUUUGGUACCAAGAGUAUGUCUGAGAAGCCCAACAAAUAUGUCCCUCAUGUCUCUGGAGCUGUGGAUCAGAAAGGGCAAAGUAUAUUAAAUGGACAAGUAGAAGGAUCAGAUGAGAAGGCUGAGGAAGACUCUAUAACCAGGCUUUCUGACAAACCUGGUCCUGAUGAUUCAUGGCCUACAUCAUCUAGCCAAGUCUUACAUUUUGGUACCAAGGAAGGAACAGCAAAGUCAGCAAUGGAAGCAAAGGGAGAUGGUGUUGGUAUUAUUGAAAAUGUGCCACCCAAGCAAACAGUUAAUGACAGUUUGACUUCUGCUGGUGGAGUGCAUAAAAAUUAUAGAAGUGAUAUCAUGUCAGCAUUAGAAUUAGGAGAAGAGGAAGAUGUAGAAUCACCUUCUCUUCCUGAGUAUCAAGUUCCAUUAAAGGUUGAAGAAAAAGAAGCACAGAGGAAGUGACAUAGAAGUAUCAGAAAACAUACAUGAUGCUGCGGCUGCUGGAUUAAUUCCACAAAGACAGAAUGGAAAAACUGAUAACCAUCAAUUGCCUAUUACAGAAAAUAAAGAUUCUGAUAGGUAA